GGCGGCGGCGGCCAUGUCGGUGCAGGAGGACCCGGUGCAGCGGGAGAUCCACCAGGACUGGGCCAACCGCGAGUACAUCGAGGUGAUCACCAGCUCCAUCAAGAAGAUCGCCGACUUCCUCAACUCCUUCGACAUGUCGUGCCGCUCCCGCCUGGCUACGCUGAACGAGAAGCUGACGGCGCUGGAGCGCAGGAUCGAGUACAUCGAGGCGCGGGUCACCAAGGGUGAGACGCUGACAUAGACGCCGCCGGAGCCCCGCGCCCCGCCGCCGCCGCCCGCCUCGCCCCGCCCUCCCCCGCCGGCGGGGCCGCAUUGCCGGGGGCCGCGGGGUGCCGCUGGGUGUCCCCGCCUGCACAGCGCCCGGCAACGCGCAUCUCCUCCUCCUCCUCCUCCUCCUCGUCCUCCUCCUGUCCGGGAGCUGAGUGGCACGAAGCAAGAAGCCGCCCCCCGGUUUGUCGCAGUUCUUCAGUGGGUGUCCGGAGCCGCGAACUCACCGCUCGUGUUGAGCGUUUUGUUGGCAGACCAUGGGCUUGGCGGCAGUAAAGGUCUUGUUGCUUCCCA
Messenger RNA from Gallus gallus (chicken), 561 nucleotides. RefSeq names its product BRICK1, SCAR/WAVE actin nucleating complex subunit (gene BRK1). The record is from RefSeq and is a predicted model, not a curated record. Gene Ontology annotation, molecular function: protein-containing complex binding. The coding region runs from base 14 to 241 and encodes 75 amino acids. Gene Ontology annotation, cellular component: SCAR complex. NCBI's taxonomy places the organism in Eukaryota, Metazoa, Chordata, Aves, Galliformes, Phasianidae. Gene Ontology annotation, biological process: regulation of actin polymerization or depolymerization; actin filament organization; cell motility. The transcript is spliced from 3 exons.